GUUUCAGCAAUCUUUUAACUUUAUUUUAAUUUUAUAGUAUAUAUAAAAUGGCAUCGAAUUUGGCUUCCGAUAAAUUUUGGGUUAAUAAAAAUAUGUAUCACGACGCAGAAAAAAAAUAUUAUGAACAAAUGGCAAAGGGUGGUGUGAGCAUGAAGAAGGUUGUUAAUAUGGAUGCGUUUCCCAAAAGUUCGCUAGCUGGAGAAGUUGCCAAAGCACGACAGCAUAUAAAAUCAUCAUUGGAAUGUAUGGAUAAAAACAUGUAUAACGGACUUGCUAUGACACAAAGUUCUAUGACUGCAUUUUUCGAAGAAAUUAGUAAUUCAAUAAUAAACCUCACGAAAAGACUAGAAAUCGUCGAACAAAAAUUAAAUUUAGUAAGUCCUCAGGUGUCAACAAACAAUGCUGCCAACAGUCAACCGCCUGCUUCACGUGGUAGUAAACCUCCUUCUCAACCCAAAACGAAGAGCAAAGAUGUCAAAGAGGAUGAUGAUGAUGUUGACCUCUUUGGAUCUGAUUCCAACGACGAAGAUGAAGAUGCCAAAAAAAUAAGGGAACAAAGAUUAGCGGAAUAUGCGGCGAAAAAAUCAAAGAAACCCGCACUUGUUGCAAAAUCUAAUAUAAUAUUAGACAUAAAACCUUGGGAUGAUGAAACGGACAUGAAGGAAAUGGAAAAAGCGGUUCGUGCAAUACAAAUGGAUGGUUUAGUUUGGGGAGCAUCGAAAUUGAUGCCGGUGGCCUUUAAAAUUUUCAAAUUACAAAUUUCUUGCGUUGUGGAAGAUGAUAAAGUAUCCGUUGAUUUAUUAACGGAAACGUUAGAAGCCAUCGAAGAUUAUAUACAAAGUGUUGACAUAGCAGCAUUUAAUAAAGUUUAAUCAUAAUUGAAAAAUUAUGACUUUAUUUUUUUUUUUUGGAAGAAAAUGUUUAGCACCCGGUUAUAUUAUGAAUUCCUCCCUCCCCCUCCCCCCCGGUAACAACAUUCCAAAAUUUUUUUUCUUUGUUUUCUUAUUCCAAAACGAGCUUAUUAUUGUUUUCUUUUUUUGUACUUUUG
Messenger RNA from Pediculus humanus corporis (human body louse), 1048 nucleotides. RefSeq names its product elongation factor 1-delta, putative. Gene Ontology annotation, molecular function: guanyl-nucleotide exchange factor activity; translation elongation factor activity. The record is from RefSeq and is a predicted model, not a curated record. Gene Ontology annotation, biological process: translational elongation. Bases 48 to 872 code for a protein of 274 amino acids. The transcript is spliced from 6 exons. Gene Ontology annotation, cellular component: cytosol; eukaryotic translation elongation factor 1 complex. Lineage: Eukaryota; Metazoa; Arthropoda; Insecta; Psocodea; Pediculidae.